Molecule: messenger RNA, 774 nt
Organism: Sclerotinia sclerotiorum 1980 UF-70
Lineage: Eukaryota; Fungi; Ascomycota; Leotiomycetes; Helotiales; Sclerotiniaceae
Exons: 4
Coding region: 1-774 (257 amino acids)
Source: RefSeq, a predicted model, not a curated record
AUGAUGUUCAAGGAAACAUCUUUCCUCUCACUACUUCUGAGUGCAUUUCUGGUUUCUGCAGUUCCCACCGAGAUUGUGAAGCGUACCACACAACUCAAACUCAAUUAUGAAGGCAUUCCCGCAGUAGUUCCUCGUGCUGCAGACUCCGAGCUGAUAGUUAGAAGUCUUGGAGAAGUCCUUAGUGAUUACGAAAGUAUUCCCAUCACCGGCCUCCCAGGUCUCACAUCCAACGCCCCCCUAACCUAUUACAACCAACUCACCUACGCCGGUUUCCGCGCCGUCCGUAAAACCGGCACCGGUACACUUCUCCAACAAAUCAACGGUCAACAAUGCGCCGUGGGUGUCAAUGGUUCUACUAUUACAUCCGUCUAUUUAGCAUCUCCAGUCUCUUCCUUCCAAGCCAAUUAUGCAAGUUUUGGUUGUUAUCUGAGUACUUCUUCGGGAGUUAGUCCCGGGGUAGCUUGUACAGUGCAAGUUACGGCUUUUAGGACGGAUGGGAGCUUGUAUACGGAUAAAGCGGGGUGUGCGUAUGGGGGAUUGGGAAUGAUCACUAAAUGCACAUUCCCCAGUACCUGGACUAACGUCGCCAAACUCUCAUUCGAAGUCGUCGCUUCGGAGAUUUUGCAAACUGUAGGUCCAACGCUGGGUUCGUUGCUUGGUGGUAUUAUUGGAACGAUUGGUAGUAUUGGGUUUAUUAUUGAUGAUUUUGAUGCUAUUUUUCAUUGUGUAGAUGGGAAGAGUAAUUCGGUUGUUGCGCCGGGUCUUUGUGGGUGA